Messenger RNA from Dibothriocephalus latus, 1605 nucleotides. The record is from the annotation of a GenBank genome assembly. NCBI's taxonomy places the organism in Eukaryota, Metazoa, Platyhelminthes, Cestoda, Diphyllobothriidea, Diphyllobothriidae.
AUGGUGGAAAUUUUGGACAAAUUUGAGAGCUCAGGAAGCCAAACACAAAAAGAAAAGUUUGAAGCCGAUCUGAAAAAGGAGAUUAAGAAGCUUCAAAGGUUGCGAGACCAAAUAAAAACUUGGCUUACGUAUAAUGAAAUCAAGGACAAACGGGCAUUGCUGGAAGCUCGGAGAGUUAUUGAACAGGACAUGGAACGUUUUAAAGUGAUAGAAAAGGAGACUAAAACAAAGGCCUAUUCAAAGGAGGGUCUCCUGUCCAGUGAUGCCAAAAAAGACCCACUUCAAAAAGAAAAAGAAGAACUGGAUGAAUGGUUGAAACAGUCCAUUCAAGCCCUUCAGACUCAAUCUGAAAAAUACGAAUUUGAGCUGGAGAACCUGGCAACAACAGGCAAAAAGAAGCGGGCGGAUAAGGAGAGGGCUGCCACCACUGAGGAGAAACGAAGGAAAUUAGAAUUUUGUUCCUUUAAUAUAGAAAAACUCGAAACCGUCAUGCGGCACCUAGAUAAUGAACGUCUAGAUUGCGCCAAAGUUCGUUCGCUAAAAGACCAAGUGGAGUACAUCAUAGAAUGCAUAGAUGAGGUGUCAAUAGAGCAGUAUCAAACCCUUUACGAGGACCUGCACCUGGAGGACCUAAGCGAUGUCCCCAUAAAUUUGCCUAACACAACCGGCGCUGUCGAACAUGACAGUACUCCACUUCAGGCGUCAUUGCCAAAAACCGCGGACGAUUCAGUUGACGUUCCCGUUCUUCCUAUUGGUUCGUCGGCAUCUUCAAAUGCUUCUUCGUCCCGCGAAAGGCAGAAAUUUACCGACGAUAAAUUGACCAUUAUACCGCCAUCCGCCUCCUUAGCAAGUACGCCUGUUAAGAACAUUUCUGAAGGCCAAUCAGGUCGGCCUGGAACGUCCGCUAACACCCCAAAGUCGGCUAAGGGGACUGGAAGUAACCUUGCAAACCAGACGGCACCCUCCUGCUUCUUCGCCGGUUCUGCCUCUGUUCCAUCGCCCAACAAAAACACUAGCGAGACUCACCGAGAAAAAUAUGCCAAAGUUGCAGCUGAGUCAAAGGCGAGCAAUAAGUCCAGUAAAGGUGGUAGCAAACAGGAUGCCAGCUCUGCAGAAAAGCAUUUAACAGAUUCUAAAACAGCGACACCUACAGCCACUCCGUCCAAAGCGGAGAACAAAAAUGCUUCGAGUAAGGGCGAUUCUGGGCUUGCUGAUACAUCAACAAAGUCAUCCGAGGAGUUGCCGGAGGAGCCCGCGGCUGUGAACGCUGCCCUCUCGAGCACACUGCCCUCCAUAAAUACGGACCCGGUUGUAACCUCUCCGUCUGCACCGGGCGCUGUAGGCUCUGGCAAACCAGGUUUAUUUAACCUUAUGCCUGCCUCCUCUUCGUUCUCCUCUCACCCAUCUCGGCCCAAAGAACUUUCUGAUACAAUGACAGUGACCUCGGCAAUGGGUCGACUUUCCCUGCUUCCAACGGCUUCUGCAAAUUCGACUUCACCGAUCGGCAGUUCAGUUACGUCUAGUAUGCUGUCAGCCCAACAGAAGGUGGGCAUUGAUCCGGCGGUCGCGGCAGCCCAUCAUCAACAGGCUGCUGUGAUGGCUGCU